Molecule: messenger RNA, 724 nt
Organism: Impatiens glandulifera
Lineage: Eukaryota; Viridiplantae; Streptophyta; Magnoliopsida; Ericales; Balsaminaceae
Product: mavicyanin-like
Exons: 2
Coding region: 71-625 (184 amino acids)
Cellular component (GO): plasma membrane
Molecular function (GO): electron transfer activity
Source: RefSeq, a predicted model, not a curated record
AUUCUAUAUAAAAAAAAGACAAAGAUUCGCAUAGAGAGAGAGGGAGUGGGAUAAUAAUAUCGUUUUCAGCAUGGCAUUUAGUGUUGAAUACAGAACCUCGGCUCUUAGGUUAUGCUUGGUCUUACUUUUUGCUUUUCCGGCACCGGCGAUAAUAACCGGCGCCGCCGUCGUGUAUAGAGUAGGGGAUUCCGCCGGCUGGACGACCAUCGGCAAUGUUGAUUACAAGCUUUGGGCUGCCACCAAAACCUUUCAAGUCGGUGACAUCAUCCGUUUCGAAUACAAUCCUCAAUUUCACAAAGUGAUGCAAGUAACCCAUCGCCAUUACCGUUCUUGCAACACAACCCAUCCCAUCGCCACUCAUACCUCGGGCAACGACUCCAUCUCCAUCGCCUCUCACAGCCACCACUUCUUCCUCUGUGGAGUUCCCGGCCACUGCCAGUCCGGCCAGAAAGUCGAUAUCAAUGUGCUUCAUAACAAUUCUCCUCUUCCCAAAACACCCUCUCUUGCCCCUCCUCCCUUAACCACCACACCAACUCCCAGUGGCGCGAACCAUAUGCUUAGCGGUUUUGAAGAAAUGGUUCUUAGAAUUGGUCUCCUUUCCUUUGCUUUUCUCUAUUUCUAUUGAUAUUAGAUUGUUUUGUUAGGCUCUAAUGUAUGCUAUUUUCAUAUUUGUAAAGAACAUAACCAUUUCACUCUUAUUAGUCCUUGUUAUAUUUGUUGGUCA